This is a messenger RNA of Leishmania mexicana MHOM/GT/2001/U1103, 2049 nucleotides long. RefSeq lists its product as hypothetical. NCBI's taxonomy places the organism in Eukaryota, Euglenozoa, Kinetoplastea, Trypanosomatida, Trypanosomatidae. The record is from RefSeq and is a predicted model, not a curated record. The coding region runs from base 1 to 2049 and encodes 682 amino acids. The transcript has a single exon.
AUGGAGGACAUCGGUGCCGAUCGUUUUCUGCUGCUCUCCGGCGCGUGCCCGGGCGAGGGCGUGUGGUGCUGGGCCAGAACGUACACGGAGCUUGUCGAGUGCGCGCGGACUGCCUGGGGUGCCGAUUUCAGACCCAUCUUCAAGUACAAGCUACCCUGCACCCUAACCGACGCGAACGCUCACACUCGCCGCGAGGUAGCGGAAGAGACGCCACAGCCGCAAGAGGAGGCACUCGUCGAGGAGGCUGUGGGCGCCGGCCUUUCGGCGUCAGCCCCAUCCAAGACCCGCCCCUCUGCGUGCCUCGUAGUGCUCAACGAUGCGGACGACUUCCACAUGUGGAGACGUGGCGGGGCGUAUGUGUCGGCGGCUGACCCGACGGCUUCUCCCGAUGCAACGACCAGUGAUGUGCGGGACGCCUUCGUCCAUCAUCACGGGUCACCCGCGGGCUCGGCUCAGGAGAUAAUGCACACGGUGGCGCACCAUAUGGACCACCAUCGGCUCACCUCGGAGGCACGCACCGCAGGAGAGACCGCAGCGACUGCUGCCGCGGGCGAGGCGGGCCACAAGGAGCGCGUGUGGAAGCCGCGUCCGCUCACCUCUACACUCUACGCGUUUCGCUCUGGUGUGCCGUCCACGGACUUCCCUCAAGCACCGCAGCGGCAGUACAAGGGCAGCACUGCAUGUAGCGAGAGAGCCCGCACGCGAGCCAGUCCGCCGGUGCGUCGCGCCGACGCGGACGUCAUUCAAGUUCCGCUGCAGUGCAUCCUGGACCCGGCCCUCAUCAUUCGGCUUAAUGUGACGGUGGUGUUGCGGCACAGCGCCGCGCCGGCGGAGGUGAUUUUCUUUUCCAGCCACACGCCAUCCGGUCAAGGCAUGCUUCCCUGGGGCGCUCUGUGUGUCAAGGCUAGGCAGGCGUGGGGGGUGCACUCACCCCAGUUCCGCUACGUCGACCUUACAAACGGUGUCACGCAAGUGCUUAUCAACCACGUCAACGACUACCGCGCGUGGUGGCAGCAGGGGCGGCUGACGAACUGUGAGCUCUUGGUCGUGGAGCAGGCACCAUCGGCGACGAGAGGCUCCGCGUUCACAUCUGCGGUGGCGCAGACGGCAAUCGGCCGUUACUACGAGGAAGAAUGGCCGGUGGAGCGGUACUCAUCUUCGAAGCACGUGGUGGAGCUGGUGCGUGAGUUGAAGGCGCUUGAGCAGGAGGAGAGGAUGGCGGCUGUUCAGCGACUUGGAAGAGCGGCCAAGGUGCUAGUCCACGGCGAUCUCGCAGCCUCCGCACGGGCUGCAACUCCGCGACGACCCACCAAUACGUCAUGUGAGGCUCCAAAGAUCGACGCACCAUCGGCAUCCUCUAGCGAGGCGGCAGCCGUGGCAUCAAUGGCAACGCUAGCGGAAUCGCGGACCCUCGACCCGUAUCGCCCACUGCUGCUUCAGAAGCCGCAGAAGCCCCUCUCGACGACAUCAACCCUGAGCCGCGGUCGGUGUUGCUCCACGCCGUCCACGGUGUCAUCCACCGCCACCACACCCUCGCGCGCACCCUUGACGACAGAAGAGAAGAUCGAUGAGGAGAUGUGGUCCAGCUUUCUGGACGCCGAGCGCUACGCGCGGCUAAUGAGCUUCGUCUCAGCGGAGCACCCGGACACUGCUGUCGUCUCCAGCGGUAGUGACCCGGAGCUCAAGGCAUCCAGUGAGCGCGUGGCGAGAAUUGCCCCUGGCGACACAGAAGCGCCGCUGAGACGAUCCCGGCAGUGGCUGUUUGCGAAGCGGACUUCGCCGGAGCCCAAGGGAGUGGCUGCGAAGGCCACGGCGGGCCACGGCGAUGGACAGGUGCGCACGCCUUUCACUGCCGUUCGUAAGGAUGCCGCGGGGGCGACUGCCACUGCGAACGGGGUCUCUGACUUUGGCGUGGCGGCCAUGAACGAGCCUGUGCUCGACGCACAUGUUCGGGCGCGGCUGCAUAACGCGUUGCUUUCCGAUUACUUUCGCACGCACGCGGCCUACCCGGUCAGUGCACGGGGGAUUGGGGCGACGCCGAUACGGUAG